This is a messenger RNA of Musca vetustissima, 406 nucleotides long. RefSeq names its product protein turtle-like. NCBI's taxonomy places the organism in Eukaryota, Metazoa, Arthropoda, Insecta, Diptera, Muscidae. The record is from RefSeq and is a predicted model, not a curated record. The annotation marks the transcript as partial. The transcript has 3 exons.
AUGCGACGUGUAAACUAUGCUGUCCAUAUCACAGCCAUACUCGGUGAAGGUGUCAUCUUCAAUUGUCACGUUGAAUUUCCCAAUGAUCAUCCAGUCCCGUACGUCCUACAGUGGGACAAGAAGGGUUCCGAUCUACCCAUCUAUAUAUGGUAUGAAAGCUAUCCCGAACACAUUGAAGACGGCUAUAAGGGACGCGUCUCACGUGUGGCACCGGACUCACCGUUCGGUUCGGCUUCACUUAAUUUGACCAACAUCAAAGAAUCGGAUCAAGGCUGGUACGAGUGUAAAGUUGUAUUUUUAAAUCGUGAUCCGAAACAGCAUAAGAACGGUACAUGGUUCCAUUUAGAUGUACAUGCACCGCCCCGUUUUAGUGUAACACCAGACGAUAUAAUAUAUGUUAAUUUAG